AUGUUUGUAGCUCGGCCACUCGCUAAGGACUCUAAUCCUGAGCCGAAGAGGGUUAGAAUGGAGGUCCGACCUACGUUGAGCUUUUCGGAGAAGGACAAAAUUGGAACCAUACAACCACACGAUGAUGCUUUAAUAGGAGGCUAUGAUGUGAAGAGAGUGUUGGUAGACCACGGUAGUGGUAUAGAAAUUAUGUACCCUGACUUAUACAAAGGGCUGAACCUGAAGCCUAAGGAUUUGACAGCAUAUGAUUCACCUUUGGUAAGCUUUGAUGGAAAAGUUGACAUUCCAAAGGAUCAAAUUAGACUACCCAUACAAAUAGGUUCAGAGGUAGUAGAGAUGGACUUCAUUGUGGUGGAUAAUUAUUCUCCAUACACGGCCAUUGUGGCAAGACCAUGGCUCCAUACCCUGGGGGGCUGUUUCUUCCACCCUACAUUUAAAGAUGCGGUGUCGGAAGGGGCAAAGUAUGAGAAACUGGAAGAGAUUGUUAUAGAUGGUGAUUCGGAGAAGUUCUUUAAGGUCGAAGCUCAACUGUCUCCUCAAGAGAAGGAGAAGUUGAUAGCGUUCCUUAGAGAAAAUGUUGAUGUAUUUGCAUGGAAUGCUUACGAAGCUCCUGGGGUGGAUCCAGACUUCAUUUGUCGUCAUAUGAAUGUCAACCUAGCUAUCCUCCCUAAGAAGCAACCACCUCGGCGAUCAUCUAAAGAACAUUCUGAUGCUAUUAAGGAGGAGGUGAACAAGCUUAAGUAG
Molecule: messenger RNA, 744 nt
Organism: Quercus lobata
Lineage: Eukaryota; Viridiplantae; Streptophyta; Magnoliopsida; Fagales; Fagaceae
Exons: 2
Coding region: 1-744 (247 amino acids)
Source: RefSeq, a predicted model, not a curated record